Lachnellula hyalina is the source of this 5997-nucleotide messenger RNA. RefSeq names its product Proteasome activator complex subunit 4A (gene psme4a). Gene Ontology annotation, cellular component: cytosol; nucleus. NCBI's taxonomy places the organism in Eukaryota, Fungi, Ascomycota, Leotiomycetes, Helotiales, Lachnaceae. Gene Ontology annotation, molecular function: proteasome binding; peptidase activator activity. Gene Ontology annotation, biological process: proteasomal ubiquitin-independent protein catabolic process. The record is from RefSeq and is a predicted model, not a curated record. The coding region runs from base 1 to 5997 and encodes 1998 amino acids. The transcript is spliced from 3 exons.
AUGUCAUACUCCAGCUUGGGACCUUUGGAAGCUCUUGCUAACUUCAUGGCGGGUUCAGGGCAUCUUCGAAAGAGGCGCAAGCUGUCAGUUGGAUCGACCCCUACCUCAACAGCAACACUACUCCCCCGCAGCAGCAUGGACGAAGGUGGAUAUACGAACGGCCGCAGCCACGCACAAUUCCUACAACACAUACUGCAAGGCGACGGCCCAAAUGAUGGAAUAUCGCGUGCAACAUCUCCGGGUCUCAGCUUUACUAUCAAUGGGGUCGAGUCGGAACUAGAGAAGAGGUACCGGCCUCGAACCUACCCAUACUUCAAGCUCCUACCAUACAAUGUUGAAGAGGAAGCAGAACGAAACGCCGCUUUGGAGGAGAUUUUGAAGCAGCUCUACAUUGCGAUAAAGGCCGAGGAUAUCACACCAGGCGCCGUACAUUGGACCAGGGAGCUUAAGGGAUGGCUGAACCUCAAGUUCGAAAUCACCCGGACACUUCGGGUGAAGCUCAUCAAGCUGUAUUACAUGCUGUCUUUUGCACCGGGUAUGGAUGCGACUGCAGCAGAUAGAUUUGAGAGCAUGUUUCGCACACUUUUGAAGAGAAAACAUUAUCUUAAGCCUGGCGACGACCUGAUACUUGACUGGCGGCCACUAUGGAAAGAAAUCAAAUUAAUGGUUCUGCCCUACGAGAUAGGAGCACACCAAGGAGGUGGACGAAAACGAAGCCACAAGAACCUUGUCGCACUAUGUACCUUUGCAUACCAAUACUUUGAUCCCCGUGAAAGACAGGCUAUACUAGAUGAGAUCGUACCAUAUUUCAGCACCUCAGAGGUCACUGGUGCCUUCAUCGUUAUGGGAACCCUGAACAUGCUGAUGCCCACGCACCCAGCACCAUUCGAGCCCGGGCAAUUACAACCCAAAGAUUACCUCCCGACAUAUUUUCAUCUGUGGUCGCUUGUAAACAGGUCGAAGUCUUUUGAUAUCCUGUUUUUUGACAUUUUCUCGCGAAUAGCAAGAGACUCGCUCACCUGCGAGCAUCUCGAAUUCUCAGAAUAUGGAAUCUUCACAAGGGACCAAUCAGACCUCAUCUUCACGGCUUUAUUAAGGUUAACAGAAAUCCCUGUUGGACAAGCAAGCUCGCCCUAUUGCGGGCUGAUUGAUCUCGGAUCUGGCUUGGGUAUGUAUCUGGAAAAGGAUAGGAAAAAGAACCCCUUGGGCUAUUCUAUUGCUCGAUGGAUUGUUAUGUCGUUAUCUCCUGCUGCAAUCGACAAGCCUGGGUCGAUACUUUCCAACCUAGAAGGCAUGAUGGAGUCAAUUGACACAUUCUUCCACCCUUCGAAUCAAGGAGCAUGGACAGAUGUACUUUCACAGCUCGUCUUUCACUUGGUUGAUUUCUUCGUUAUGCGUUGGAACCGAGAAGAGAGCGGCGAAAUGGAUACUCCCCCAGAGCGACGAAUAAAUGACGAGUUGAAGAAGCGAUUUGUGCUAAGUUUGAAAGAAGUUGUAUUCAUGGGUCUUUUUUCCAAGAAAGCCAAACCCCUGAAUUACUAUUUUGGCGCAUUACAAGGCCUGUCAUACUUGGAGCCCCAUUUGAUCCUGCCAGGAGCCCUACAGAGAUUCUAUCCUUCUCUGCAGGGUAUGGUUGAGGUACAUCGGUGCCAAUCAUCUCUUUGCGGAUUGCAGAUGACCGCCAAUGUAAUGUCUAAACACAAGGGAUUACGCUGUCAUAUCACUGCACUUUUAGCUUUGGCAUUGCCAGGUAUCGAUGCCAAUGACUUGUCUAAAACACAGCACACUCUCAAUGUCAUACAAGCUGUGGCUUACAGCAUCCCUUUCGUGGAUCUAACUAAAGAGCACGACGACGUCCACGAUACAACUCUGGCAAUCCAGUGGGUUCAGGGUGAGAUGGAACGCAUGGAGAGAGAAGGUCCAAAUGUCCAAAUAGACUACAGGACAGAACUUAGCGACGAAGACGAGUUGAAGAUCCUUCGCUCAUCUACGGCUGGCUUUGGCGAAUUCGUCAAGUCUUUACUCGGAAAGGUGUUCACUCUUUUGGAAAACCUGCCGGAAGCAUCUAGAGUGCGAUCAGGGUCCCCGGAAGAAGCAGUUAUCAACACCUUACCUGCGGCACUCACACCUUUGUUCGCUGCCCUUUCGCCGGAGAUCUUUGACAUGGCAUUGGAAAAAGUAUCUAACUUUGUAGGGGGUCACGUGGUUCAUCAAGCUCGAGAUGCCAUGGCAUUCAUUUGCAAUGCUCUCUGCAAGGCCAACCCCGAGAAGACAUUGAAAGUCUUCGUGCCCAUGCUAAUUGUCGGCAUUCGUAACGAGAUCGACUACAAUGACGCUGCGUCAGACAGAAGCGCUGGCACCGAUGUCCUACCUCGAGACCGCGCUCUCGUAUGGCACAUUAGCAUGCUGAGCAUGAUCAUCGUUCACGUUGGCGAUAGUUUAAUGCCCUAUAAAAAGGAGUUAUUUGAUGUUGCCCUGUACAUGCAGGAGAAGUGCCGAGGCAUCCCAACAAUUCAUGUUUCGAACUAUAUCCACCAUCUACUGCUCAACUUGACCCUCAUAUAUCCCGUCGAUGGCGCGCUGUAUGAGCCUGAAGUAUUCGAGAGGGGUAUAAACGCAAGCGACUGGGGCAGAAGUAUGAAGCCAGGUGAGUUGACUAUCAACUGGCAUCUACCUUCCGAUGACGAAAUCACCUUUGCUGUUGAACUGUUCGAAACCCAAGUCAAGACGGCAGUUGAACGGUUGACAAAUCUCAUCAGCGAUACCCCGUCUAUCAGCAGGAAAGGAAAAAACAAAGAAUGGUCAGACGACGUCUCAAGAAACCUUUCUCAGCUUCGGUUGAUAAUCUCAGGCGUAGCUACCUUAUUUGACCCGAAGAAGGCCGCUGGGCAAACCAACGAAGGACAAGACCAUGAAGGUGAUAGCAACAUGGAGGGCGUUGAGGAGCCUACCGAGGGUGACGAUCCGCUCGCCGAAGCUGCCGAGGACGAAGAAACGAGACCGCAAUUUCACUAUCGAGCUGGUUACCUGCUCGAAAAAGACAGUAAAACCUAUCUCCACCUCCAUAAACUACGCGAGGAUAUAGGAUAUCUCUUAUCGAAGAUCCACAACUUCCUCUCCAAUCAUCAAGAGGAUGAUGUUGCCUGCUUCACAGCUCUGUAUUCGGCGUAUCGGACCUGGAUCACAGAUGUUGGGAACGAGCGAUCAGCUCACAUGCUAGAGCGCGUGACGAGACUUUAUGUUAGUGAUGUUCGUGCGUUCAAAAUCAGUGGCCUACGAAAAGAAUAUCCAAGGCCGCUCUUGGUCAAGCGUGCAGGAAUAUAUCACUUCCAAAGAGCCAAGCACAAUACUUCUGCCAGACAUAAGUCAGAUCUCGAUAAAACUUUGUUGUUACAACUAGCAGAUUCCGCAGUUUCCUUGUACGCUGAAGUGCGAGUUAGUGCCCAGUCUGCUUUAGAAGCCGCAUUGAAGAGUCUUGUAGGGGGGCGGCCGCUCGUCAUUCCUCCGUUGUUAGAGAAAUUUAAACUGGCUCUGGACUCCGACGACUUUGACAGGAUAAAAGGUUGUUUGUAUACUUUGCUCUUCGGCACUUUGACAAGGACCAUUUCAAAGGAUUGGCGCUACGCCCCCCAAUUGGUUGAUCUUUAUAUUCGAUCCACUUCUGUUGACAAAGCAUCCAUUCAGAAAGCUAGCACUUCGGCACUGUAUGGCGGUCUGGCCGAUUUUGGGAAGCCCCUUUCGCACUACACCGUCAUUAAUCAAGAUUUGGUACAGUUUCUCGAACCAAAGGAGGAUUUCACCUCCAGAAUCGAGUCUAAGCAUCGCCGCAUCGUAGAUCGAAGAAGCAAGGUAGAGUCAAAGAAAUCUGCUCUAGCCCUGAAGCUCGUAGAGACGUCCAAGCAUUCGCAUUGGAAGAUUGCUGGCAGAUGUACCAUUUUUAUUCUGAAUGCCGGUCUUCGGGUUCAAACGCUAGCACCGCCUUCAGUGGUUGAAUUAGUGGUCUCGGGAGCUAUCGACGAUCACCCAGGACUUCGAAACAGCUAUUCUGACUCGCUGAUUCGGAUAUUCAACUCUAUCGAAACUCGUGCCCUUUACGGACACAGCUACGAGAGAUACAUCAGGGAAGAGGAGAUACAAUUAAACAAAAUCGAGGUGCCCGUGCCAAAGGAUAACCCAAACUGGACUGAAGAGUUUCUCGACGGAUUUGCGAAGCCAGAGGUACCCGAAUACUACGUUGACCGAGACUUUCCCGGCUGGCUUGCAUGGGGGAAGACUUUCAAGGCGGUCACGUCUCACCCAGUUGAAUUUACAGACUUCGAUGAGGUAGAAAGUGCUGCGAGGAAGCAAAUUGGUGACCUCCUGACACGUGAUUGGUACUCGAAGUACUUUGGUUACAUGAAACAGGAGCCGCGAGAUACGCACGCGGACAGGUUCCGAGUUCAUAAUGCUGCACUUCUAAUUUCAACCUUUGAUCUCACUGUCAGGGGCAAAUCAGCCGCUACAUUUGAAGACAUCAAGGAGUUGUUGGAUUUAACCUAUGAGGAUGGGUCUGACAAACACCAACACCGUGCGACGGCCGAAAUCAUUGCUGCGCUUCUUAUUUCCGUAAUGGAGCGGCCAAUCGAGACCAGGAAUAAGGUUUGGAGCUACGCUGUUCCGAAAAUGCUAAAUGUUUUUGAGGAAGGGAUGACCCCGGAAAAUAUCGCCUAUUGGAUGACUUGUCUUCAUAUGGUUAUCGGAGGAAAGGAUCCUCGACAGUCCCGAGAAAUAUAUGACAAGCUUGUCUCGUUCCGACUUGAUAUGUCAUCGAAUGCAGCAUUUAAAGAAAGUUCCAAAGUCCAGGUACUUGAAUUCGCAAUUCAGGACGCUGGUUGGCACUUCCGUUUCGAUAAACCUAUUUUGGAAGACUUCCUUGCUCAUAUUGAUCAUCCGUACAAAGCUGUGAGAGAAGCGAUUGGUCGGACCAUCGCAGGACUCUAUCGUACACGAUACUAUGAGGCUUUCAAAGAUGUUACUACACUGCUGGAGGCCAACAAGGCAUCUUCAUCAAUCGGUAUCAAACCUUAUACGCCAACUGAGGAAUUCUCGACAACCCUCAAAGAAGUGUUCAGCAGACUCGAGGUAUGGCGUAGAGAACGAACUCCUGGGCAGCAGACUCCAUCGUCCUACACCUCAGGGGGGAAGACUGUAUUGCUGUGGCUAGAUACCACAUUGCAAUCCUAUGAGUGCACGCAGCUCAUUCCGUUCUUCCCAGAUGUCUUCAUGGAACAACUUCUCCAUAUGAUGGACGUGAAGGAAGAUCCAGAACUUCAGCGUCUAGCAUAUCAAGUGUACCGCCACCUCCCAAACAUCCCUUUCCGCGCCGGCGAGGAUGGAGAGUUCAUCUCAGCUCUCAUCCGUAUUGGCAAGGUAUCCACCUCAUGGCAUCAGCGUCUCCGUACUUUGAUCAACAUGCAAGUCAUCUACUUCCGCCGCAUCUUCCUCAUCAAGCCUGCGCAACAGCAAGCACUCUUCGACGCCGUCGCAGAUAUGCUGGAGGACACGCAGCACGAGGUCCGAAUGGGCGCUUCCACUACCUUAGCUGGCAUGAUCCGCUGCUCGCCCAUCGCUCUCCGCGACAACAUUCUCUCCUCGCUCACCACCAAGUUCACUGAGGCCCUGAGGAAGAACCCGAUGCCGAAGAAGAAGACUGGUGUAAGUACGCCGAUCAACAGUAAUCAGCAAGUCAUCCGUCGGCACGCUGCUGUCCUUGGGCUUGGUGCGCUGGUCAAUGCGUUCCCAUACGCGACACCGCCUCCAGAAUGGAUGCCGGAGAUCUUGGCGAUGUUGGCGAGUCGGGCGGCAAAUGAUGCCGGGGCGAUUGGUAAGACUGUUAAGACUAUCUUGGCGGACUUCAAGAAGACGAGGCAGGACACUUGGGUCACUGACCAGAAGUAUUUCACAGCGGAGCAACUAGAGGACUUGGAGGGCGUAUUAUGGAAAUCGUACUUUGCCUAA